AUGAUAACAAAAAGCAACAAAAGACCAGUAUUGACUAAUAGAAAUUAUUUAGGAAAGGUUGAUUCAAAUCAAACAAAUGAAAACAAACAUUUAUAUGAGUAUUGUAAUUAUAUAAAAGCAAAAAAGCAAAAAUCUUCAUUAUUUGGUUUUUUAGUUUACUCUGCAUAUUUAUCUCAGAUUAGCUUUAAAGAAGACGAGGAACAUACUUUAAGUACAGCUUAUAUGGAAAAAUUGGGAAAUGAAAAAGAAAAUGAACAUGUUCAAGUGAGAAUUUUUUGGAAUUUAUUUAGGGAUGCUAUGAUUGACCAUAAAUACACUACAUUUAUUUUAUAUCUUGAUAAAUUCAUUCAAGAAUGGGGAUGGGAUGAAUUGAAAGAAGAAGUAAUGUUUGAUAAAAAAUUGAUCAAAGCUUUUAGUUCAAUAUCUUCGUUGCAAUAUAAUGCUGAUCUUCCUGAUGUAGUUAGGAUCAUAUCAAAAACAAUAAAAUUAGAUUUGUUAGUUAAAAAUGAUGUUUUGUUGUCAGGAAUCAUUGACACUUCUUCAUUACAUCUAGAUAUUGUAACAGAAUUGAAACUAGCUAAUAAAUGGGAAGAAGUGAAUGAAAAACCAAUCAAUGAAGCAUUACCUAAUGGAAUUUUAGAGUUUAUUUAUGAAUAUAUACAAAGGGAGGAAAAACAUCAAAUUCCAGUUGAAUUUAUGAUUUUAGAGUCAACAUAUGACCAUGAUAUUAUGGAUCCCAUUGAAAAAUUUCUUCUUUGGGACUUAUGUGAGCUCUCACAUCAAUGGGACAGUAACAUAAGUAAAGCAACCAAAGAAAGAAAUGGCACCAUUGUUGGACCUAACAAAAAGCCAGAUAUUCAUGUUUUCUAUAAUGGAAAGUUAUUAGAUUGGGAAAUAUUGUUUGGAGAAGUAUCAUACGGUCUUGGAAAAUCUGGUAUUGCAAAAUUAACUCAUAUAAAUGAAGAUCACCAAAAACUGAUGAAAUAUUGUAAAGAUUCAUGGGAUAAAAUGUAUCGAUGUGCUUUUAAAUUGGCAGGAAACCUUACUGAUUAUAUGGAGAUUGAGAAUAUAGCCAUUCAUUCAUAUAAUUCAAUAAUAGAAUUUUAUAUCAUUGAUCAAAAGUAUCUUCCAUUGCAUCGAUCUCGAUUAAUUAAUCGUUUAAAAAUUCCAUACAAUGAUUUAGACAAUGAAACUUUUUAUAAGUCCAUAGUUGAUGUGAUGAAAACUUUAUUUUAUAUAAAAAACAUUAUGAAGAAAAAUCUUGAAACAAUUAAAAAAAUAGAAAAGUUGUCUUUUAAACUUAGUUCAGAUUUAGGAAAGACUGUUAACAUAUUAAAAACAUAUGACAGUGAUUAG
Entrophospora sp. SA101 is the source of this 1356-nucleotide messenger RNA. NCBI's taxonomy places the organism in Eukaryota, Fungi, Glomeromycota, Glomeromycetes, Entrophosporales, Entrophosporaceae. The record is from the annotation of a GenBank genome assembly.